GUUGCCUGUUUGCCUUUCUACUCUACUUGGACACAGCCACCAACUGCUCCUCUUGAAUUGCCACGCAACAUGCAGCAACCUGCCAAUGCUCAGGUUCCGAACAUCAACCGAGUGAAUGCCAUCGUAGAUGCAGCCUUGGAUCGCCGAGAUGUCGCAGCUCCGCGCAGUCAAAACCAGGAGAAGUUUGGCAAGACCUUCGAGAGGUUCAGUGGCGAGGUGAGCGCAGAAUGGUCUUCGAGCCUUCGGAACAACCAUCGCUAUGAAGGCAUCCCAUUUGCACUAACAGCAAGGAGCCUUGCCACAGAUACCAGGAGGACUCUUGACUACUCCAAAUCCCGUUCUGGCUAUGGCCAAACGAUUUAGCUCCCAAAGCAGAGCGCAGAAAGCGCAGAAAAUAAGAGUUCCUGCCUGGAUCUUCAAGAGAUCCAGGUGACUUAGAGCCUGGGGGACCAGCUGUCCUGCUCAGAACAAAUUGCAACCGUGGU
This is a messenger RNA of Cladocopium goreaui, 485 nucleotides long. The record is from the annotation of a GenBank genome assembly. Lineage: Eukaryota; Dinophyceae; Suessiales; Symbiodiniaceae.